This is a messenger RNA of Lytechinus pictus (painted urchin), 5326 nucleotides long. RefSeq lists its product as uncharacterized. The coding region runs from base 1 to 2358 and encodes 785 amino acids. The transcript is spliced from 9 exons. NCBI's taxonomy places the organism in Eukaryota, Metazoa, Echinodermata, Echinoidea, Temnopleuroida, Toxopneustidae. The record is from RefSeq and is a predicted model, not a curated record.
AUGGAAAAGCACAGUUCCUAUGGGAAGCAGUACUGUACAUUCAACAAUGCCUUGCGAUGUCAUCCGACCAUCGUAGCCCAAUCCGCAUCAGGUGUCGCAAACCAAGGAUGGAAAAUAUACAGAUCACCAAAGUCAAAAGAUUAUUACGUGGGAAUAACAUGCCCACGGCAAUGCUGGCAGAACAUUCGUGUUUACUCCAACGUGCAAGCCUACAACGGAGUUGCUACUCUUACGUUUUAUUAUUAUAUUUGGGAAACUAAGGAGAAAGAAGGGGAUAGACUCUUGCCCCAGCUCCGCAUAAAAGGAUGCAAUAAUGGUGAGAUAUGGAGAUCUACCGACUACAAGCAAUCACAUGAGACUGGCGAAUGGAUAGGGGUCGUUGUACCCAUCUACUGUUCUAAUAUAUUCAGCAUAAUAUUCGAAGGCAUAAUGACUUCUGGUGGCCAGGUUAUUGCAGUUGAUAAUGUUGCCAUAACAGAUGGGAGAACAUUUUCAAAUGUUCUCCCGCAGCCAUCUAUUUCUGUUGUACACCCAACCAUUCCACCUGGCAGCCCAGUCGUACCAUCGCAGGGAACGCGACCAGCAGGAAGUCCCCCUGGGCGACCACCACAGCGACCAACAUACCAUUUACCGCAUCUACCACCGGUCACCGAUCAAACCACCGCCACGACCGUUUCGAUAACCAAGUCAACAGUGUUGGACUCUCUGAACGAAACAUCGGGCCUUGUUCCUUCCACGGCGAUUGAGGGCGGAGCUAGCAGUGGAAAGGGAGAUUCAUCAGCGAUACCAAAACUGCUAGUUGCUCUGGCUCUCUGCAUCUGUUCUCUAACCCUCUGUGUCCACUGCAUCAUCUACAGAAAACAGAAGAAAUGCCACAACAUGAGCAAGGGACACCAACCUCCAAGACAGUCUCCGAUAUCUGGCCAGCUGUCAUCUGCUUCAUCCGUUUGUGAGAUAGUCAUCACUGAUCAUAGUCGAAACUCCUGGGCCAUCAAUCAAAGCGGCGGACCCGAUAUUCCAGGUACGUCUCAAGGCCUGACGGUGGACCAUCUCACCACCAAUGACCGCCCAAGACUAGCUACCUGUACCCUGGGAUCAAAGGCCUUCAACAGCCACCUUACCCGUGUGAACAGCGAGCUUCGACCAUCAGGACGGGCAAGUAGCCUGCCAAGUCGACCCACACCGAAUAUCUAUGAGUCAAUUGAUGAGGUCAAAAGUAGUCUCUCGUCCCACCCUUCAAAUUUCUUUCUGAAUCUCAGCAAGAGAAGUUCGUUUGUGAAGAAGGUGGUUCACACGCUAGAGCUGCCAUUUAGGAAGAAUCAUUUGGAGAAAUCUCGAAACUCUGCUCUAGGAAGUAAAGAUAGAAGCUUGUCUGAUGUUACGGGUAAAUCUGAAACGUCAAGAAUCCAUAAGAGGGCCUUCAGGAAAUCCAACAGUCAUUCCGCAGGAAUCCGUUUCUUUCCAACCAGUAUGUCAUCUUUGAAUUCUCAAAAUGACAACGGACCUUCCCCAAGUCGUCCUAACCUCUCACCAACACUUCCCAAUCGACCAAUGUCGAACAUUUUCGGAAAGACUUCAUCAAGGAUUCCUGGAUUAAGAACGAGUCUAAGUAAAUCACGUAGCCAUUCGGAUGUUAACACUGCUGUUUCCACAGGACGCAAGCUACUUCCCUCGAGCGUUUCGCCAUAUUCAUGCUCGAAACUUCCGAACAUAUCUUUUGAACUUGGAGACUCAAGACCGAGUGUUCUUUUUGCAAAAUCCUCCGCUGAAACAUCCCCUAAUCAUUCUAUCGUUGAGGAACCCAACGAAACGACUUCGUCAUCUCGGAUUUCAGAACACUUCUACCAUGACCUCGACAGUCAGUUCCGACCAACAGUCUCUGCAAAUCUUUACCAUGUCUUAGAUCCGACGUCCUUCGAGUCUUCAUCGUCUUCAGAGGAUGAAGACUUAGAGAAGAAAAUAUCAACCGUGAAGCGAAACACGGUCCUCCAGCGCACUGAGAGUGGAUACACAAUUGUAUCGAAAAGCAGUUACAACUCAGACUUUGAAAACUCAGUGGGAAGCAAUCUAUCAAACAUUCAAUCCCUUGAUAGGGUGUACUUCAGACUUGAAUCUCUUGACAAUCCUCAGCAUGAUAAUGAAUCUGAGUUUGGUGCUCGAGAUGGACUGCUCGAGCACGAGUUCGAUAUGAGUUGUGAUAUGCAAAGGCGUAGUAAUAAGUAUGGUAGAAGGGUAAGCGAUCUUGAGACAACGUGUACAUUAUCUAUGUACGAGGAAAGCGGUCGUCUUCUCGAUGAAACGGACAUUUCGAGUACCAUUGAUGACAGACCGGAUGUACUUAGAGGAGUCAGAGCAUGAUAGAUUUUGCAAACAAUAUUGUUUGUUAUAAGUGCAUGUAAAUGCACAUAAAGUAUGAUCCAUCGUGUAGUAAAUCGCACUAAUCAGUGUAGCGAUGUAUAUGAUACUGGUGAGGGGGUGUGCCAAGUGAUUGACAAAAAUCUAUAUUUUCACAUUCCGUAUCGCCCUCUAUCGUCAGCAUUAUAUAUUUUGACUCAUAGGUCUCACGCGCGUAAAACAUUCCCCAUAGACUUGUAUGUUAAAAUGGCACUUAAGAAAAAUUCAUAAAAAAUAAAUGUGAAAUUAGAGGGUCGAAUGUUUACUACCUUUGGAUAGGAUAUAUAUCUGACAUUCCAUAUCUGACCAGAGAAGGGUAUCGUAGCCAGCUCAUUUUAAAAAUAAAUCGCCAUUUAUGAAGAUAACUAUGAUGGGAUCAAAUUCAUCAACUAAAACAGUAAAAUAGCCCCAAUUCUUCCGCCAGUCAAAAAAUAGUUCCAAAUCAUUGAUAUAUUUUCCCAAUUUGGGCAAAAGAAGUUCAGUAGUUACCAUUUCUAGAAUCAGUGUUAGAUUUUGAAUCAUAUUCAUACACUUUUGUCAAUCAGCAAUAUCAAAUUUAGAAAAUUCGAAUGGGUUGGGUCGAACGAAUAUCUUUAGCCCUCCUGAUGUAAUUAGGCUCAUGGCACCCAGAAGUGAUCUGUCAUUGCAACGCUCCAUUGGGUAACAUGAAAGUUCUUUAAAAAAUUAUAAUUUUACCCUGACUUAUAACAUCCAUAAUUACAUAACCAGAAAUGCCCAUUAUAUCCAUCCUCGUUUUCAUCGCAUCUCGAUAACACAGUCUUCCAUCUUUUACAAAGGCUCAAUUCUAUGGAAUGAACUUACCAUUUCCCCUUUGAAUAGUAAGAAAAUAUCUCAAUUCAAAAUACAAUGUUGGCAAUUUUUUAUUAAAAUGCAAUGAUUUAUAAAAUUUAUUUUCUAAUUUUCUAUGUUCCCUUCCGUAUUCUAUGUUUGUGCUUUGUAUAUAUACGAUACUUGUAUUUUCAUUUUAAUGUAUCUUUAGUUUAAUUCAAUUUUUGAUUAGUAUGUUUGUCAGGACCAUUUCCGAUAAGCCAUGAAUAUGCUUUUCAUAAUCCUCCCACCAAAGAUAUUUGUAUUACCUUGUUUGUAAAUUUAUAUUUAUGAAUGACAUGUUUUUAUCUUGGAGUAGAAAUAAAUUACGUUACGAACGCCUCGAUAGGCCUUUCGUAACUGAUCGCUAAAAUGUUUGAACACUUUAAACUUUUUUUCUACCAUCAAUACGAUCGCAUUAACUGUUCCAAUACAAACUGCUACGUUUUUUUUUUCUACCAUCAACAAUAUCAAGAAAAUCAAGAAAUGAUUAUGGGCGCACCGUGGUCUAGUGGUUCUGACUCUCGUCUUUCAAAUAGAGGGUCGUGGGUUCGAAUCCUAGCCAUGGCGUGUUUUCCUUCAGCAAGAAAUUUAUCCACAAUGUGCUGCACUCGACACAGGUGAGGUUAAUGGGUACCCGGCAGGAUUAUUUCCUUGAAUGCACUGAGCGCCGGUGAUGGUAGCUCGGGGUAAUUAUAGCAGCGCCUUAUAUCCCCAGGCAAAAAGCGCUUUAUAAAUCCAGCUAUUAUUAUUAUGAUCAAUAAGAUUGUCUCGACUGAUCCGAUACGAUCUACUACGAUUACUCCACGAUUUAGACCACCGUUUAAAUCGUGGCGCGAAUGGUGACAUUUUGAACUAGGUAUAAGGAAAUGAACUUUAAAAUACAUCCCAACGAGAUUCACUCUUAAACAUGUUAAAGUAACGCAGUUGAAUUAAGGCCUUAAAAGCGAUGUAUUUUUUUUAAUUAUCAUCACGGGGAUGAGAUAAUAUGGAAUGAAUACAUUUUUUAUUCGUAUUAAUUUUGUCUUUGCAUGUGGCUAACAACUUUUUUUACAUAUUUAGAUUUAGCCUAUAAAUUGUCUCUCCAUUGGACGGGUUUGAAUAUUUGUUCUCGAUUUUUGAUAUAAUUGAUAUAAUAUAAAUGUAAUUGAAGCUCAUGACCGUACUAAUUUAUUUUGAAAAAGGUGAAAAAGUGUAGAGUAACUCGCCGUAAAGGCAAACUUUUUUCUAUUUUUAAACUGUGGUUUAAUAUAUAAUGAUAUAGCGCCAUCUCGUGACUGAUCCAUAUAAUGGAUCAUGAAGUUGGCAUAUUGACUGGUGUCUCGUAUGUUAUAAUGUGAAUUUAUGGAGUUGUAUAGUCCCUAUGAUAUGUGAAUUAAUCGUUGUAAUUGUAUAUGACUUUUUGUGUGAUGAGCUAAAGUGGCAGUACAUUGGCAUAGGUGUCAUGCAUUGAACUAUUCUAGCUAGGACCCUGGUCUAGCGGUGGUAGGUCCAUAGUCUAGCCAACUAUUGUCAUGAUUGUCGCAGGUGGGUCACACAACGGCGUAAAACAUUUUUUUUGUGUAUAAUAAUAAUAAUAAUAAAGGUAUAUUUACCCAGGGUAGCCGCUUCAGUUCCGAAAACUGUUCUCCCAGCGGGCCUUGCUAUUAUUACCCGGCUAAGCUAGGCUACCUGUAAAGGAGACAAGAUAAAAACAACUGGUUUGGUACCGACCAAUGACAAUAGUUAGGCAGACGAAUACAUGACACCACUGAAACUUGCCACCUAAUAGUGAAGUUGGCAAACGAGUCCCAAUGAUUGGACCCAGUGACGCAAUAUUUUCACACCUACGAGCCCCCCCCCCCAAACAAAAACAAAAAAACUUUUUGCACUCACACCUGUAAGGGGGACUUGAAUAUCGUCACACCAAUGUCAGUAUAUAUACCGUAAAUGAUUACGGUACAUAUUUUUUUUUAUAUAAUGCAUAUUUACCGUAAGUAGUUCCUAUAAUAUAUCUAGUUGUUGUUUUGUAAUAUGUAAGUUUAAUCAUGAUCUGUGAUGUAUAUUUCUGCGCUUGUAUACCUUGUAGUAAGAGACCUUGUUAUUAAAUAAAAUACAUAUACUU